This is a messenger RNA of Cinclus cinclus, 1431 nucleotides long. Its product is annotated as inositol 1,4,5-trisphosphate receptor-interacting protein-like 1. NCBI's taxonomy places the organism in Eukaryota, Metazoa, Chordata, Aves, Passeriformes, Cinclidae. Gene Ontology annotation, cellular component: membrane. The transcript has a single exon. The record is from RefSeq and is a predicted model, not a curated record. Bases 1 to 1431 code for a protein of 476 amino acids.
AUGAUCAUACUAAUCCUCUUCUGGCUUGUGCAAUGGAUCUGCCAUUACAUCAGUGUGCACCCAGAUGAGGACCUCAACCAGCAGAGGACUCAGAUGCUGCAGGAGCUGGCCCACAGGACCAUGGAGCCAAGUGUCAGCUUUGGGGGAGCUGUGCUCUCAACUGCCCUACAACAAUGGCUGUUCUGGGCCAUUGCUGGAACCCUGGUGAUGCUCUUGGCACUCUGCUGGUGGCUCAAGAGAAGGAUCUGUGGGGUGGACAGCAGCAGGGACUCAGAGAGUGAAGGAAGUGAGGAAGAAAAUCCUACUGAGAUGAAUAUGAUCUGGAUCUUUUCAAGACGCUUCCAGUUGUCAGUGCCAAAGCUGACCUCCAGGAGACGGGUGGUGCAGGAGCUGCUGAGUGACCUUCUCCAAGUCUCCCAUAGUCUCUUUUCAGACAGCUUCUUCCUGGUGCUGGAACCAGUCAUUGGGGUGGGCAGCGCCUGUGAAGGAUGGAGUCCCCAUAAGGAGGAGGAUGUUAUCUACUGCAUGUUUGUGCCCCUGAAGCCUCCCCCUGGGCAUGCCUUCCACCUGGAACCAGACACCAUGGGGGAGAUGCCACAGACGGGCAUGCGCAUCCGAGUGGAGCAGGUGUGCACUUGCACUGGGGAACAGGCUGACCAGAACAUACUGUGCUUCCUCCACCACUCUGAGGAGGAGCUGAAGAGAAAUCAGGUGACCAGCCUUCUACACACGCUCUGCACUGGCCCUUACCUAGACGGGGAGAAAAUUGCGCUCUGGUUCCAGACGUUUGUGGUCUCAGCCUGGUCAGUGGUGCCUCAGUCCUGUCACUACAGCAUGAAGGUGCUUCCCUCCUGCCGCUCCUGCAAGAUGAAGCUGACGAAAGCCUCUGGGACAAGCUUUUUUGUGGAGAUGGUAUUUAGUGUGCAGCAAGAUGGCUCAGACAUCUUCCUGAGCAGCCAACCUACAGAGGCCCAAUUGCCCCCAAGCACGACAUGGCUGGAGAGCUAUGCUGUGGCAGAGGCAAAGUUCUUCAGGCAGGUCGCCAUGCAGGCCCCACCCCACAGCUGCCACCUCAAAUGCCUGCGGCUCUGUGCUCGCCUUCUGGAGGGCUCAGGCAUUUCUAUUUAUGCCUUGAAAACCACGGUCAUGCACCUCCUGACCUUGAUCCCUCUGUCAGAAUGGCAGCACAAAUAUCUCCUGAUGCGGGUGGAUGACAUCAUGCACUACCUGCGCUGUUGCUUAGAGGAGAAACGCCUCAAGCACUUCUUUUUUGGCAAUGAGGACAUGCCUGAGGAGAUUUCCUUGCCCCCAGACUUCCAAGAAGCACAGCCCCUAAACCUCUUCCAGCACCUGGCACAGAAUCCAGCCACCCAGACUGAGGCAUUGAAGGAGUUUGAUGAGCUGCAAUAUUACCUCUACUUUGGGUUCUGA